Messenger RNA from Eutrema salsugineum, 1699 nucleotides. Its product is annotated as FBD-associated F-box protein At4g10400. Gene Ontology annotation, molecular function: protein binding. NCBI's taxonomy places the organism in Eukaryota, Viridiplantae, Streptophyta, Magnoliopsida, Brassicales, Brassicaceae. The record is from RefSeq and is a predicted model, not a curated record. Bases 315 to 1556 code for a protein of 413 amino acids. The transcript is spliced from 5 exons.
GAACGCUCAGCCCAUAAUCAGGCCUAGGAACAUGUCCACCAGAGAUUUAGAGCAGCUACUGUAAUCAAAUUGAAGCCGAACGGUUUGCUGAGUGCUUUAACGAGUCUGUCUCAGCUUCAACAAAUGCUUUCGCAGUCCUUUGGGCACUUCCGGCUUAUCUUCUGAUUCUGGUUCCCGAGCCUCCAACACUGAAAUUCACAGGACAAAGACUCUCAUCACCUAAAAAUCCAGCCUUUUCUAAGGGUGGGAAAAGUGGAAGACAAAACCCAUUUUUUGUCGACGGUAACAAGAGGUAUCUUGGGGUUUUUAAAGUUAUGGACAGAAUCAGUGGGUUAUCUGAUGAAUUGCUUAUUAAGAUACUAUUGUUUGUUCCGACAAAAGUUGCUGUAUCCACUAGCAUUUUGUCGAAACGAUGGGAGUAUCUUUGGAUGUGGUUGCCUAAACUUGAUUACGGUCCUAAUCAUUUUUCACGCUCUGAUUGCAAGAGGUUGAGGUGUUUUCUUGACAGAAAUCUGCCAUUACAUAGAGCUCCUGUUAUAGAAAGCUUUCGUUUUAAAUUAUAUGGCUCUUAUAUUAGACCUGAGAGUAUCAAGCUGUGGGUUGUACUAGCAAUUUCUCACUGCUUACGUGAGCUGGAGAUUAUCUAUGAGUCUAAUCGGGAUAAGCAAACCAUAUUGCCAAGUAACCUGUAUAGCUGCAAAUCGCUCGUGAUCUUGAAACUCGAUGGCACUAUUCUAUUGGAUGUCCCUCGAACGGUUUUUCUUCCCUCUCUGAAGACUUUGCAACUUCAAGAUGUGAAAUACUUCAAUGAUGAAUCUAUUCAACGGCUUCUAUCUAAUUGCCCAGUUCUCGAAGCCUUGUCGGUGAGUUUGCGUGAGGAAGAGAGUAUGGAAGAGUUAACUAUUGUUUCCCCAUCUUUGCAGAGUUUAUCAAUCUAUAUCCCCCAUGAUCUUGAUAUAUUGGGGAUUGAGAUAAAAACUCCUUCUUUAACGUAUCUUAAACUUGACGAUCAGAAUCAAGAUAAUCUCUACUGUUUCAUUGAGGAAAUGCCUAACCUGAUCGAGGCAUAUGUAGAUUUUAAUUUCACUGACAUCAAGAGUCUCAUUGGAUCGAUCACAUCUGUCAAGCGUCUUGCAAUAUGUUCACAGGCUAUGUAUGAUGAAAGUUUUGUCUUCACCCAACUUGAACAUCUUGAGCUAUGUACUUGCAAAGAGGUUUCGCCUGAUCUACUUGUCCGGCUGCUCAAAGAUUCUUCUAACUUACAAGGACUAGACCUUUUCUGCAUUGAAAGUCAUUCAUUUGGUAAUAUGGUUAACUGGAAUAAACCAAGUACUGUUCCUAAAUGUAUUUUGUCGAGUCUACAAACUUUCAACUUCUUGGAAUACAUAGGAGCACCAAAGGAGAGAGAUCUUGUAGUCUAUAUCUUGCAAAAUGCUCUCCACUUAAAGACUGCAGCAAUCACGUCUUGUAAAUAUGACGUUCCAAGAUUUGAGAUGUUAAAGGAGUUGGCACUCUCUUCUAGAGCUUCAGCAACAUGCCAACUCAUGUUUGAUUGAGCAUUUUGAUCAUUGAAAUUUGGCUUGUUCUUCUAUGUGCUCUCGGUCUCGCAUGGUUUUUCAUUAACUCUGAAAACUUGUUUUGGAGAACAAACUUUUUUCUGUAUGUUUUGUUGUUCUACUGAAAAAACAUAUUUAUGUUG